This is a messenger RNA of Calliphora vicina (urban bluebottle blowfly), 2206 nucleotides long. RefSeq lists its product as uncharacterized. Lineage: Eukaryota; Metazoa; Arthropoda; Insecta; Diptera; Calliphoridae. The record is from RefSeq and is a predicted model, not a curated record. Gene Ontology annotation, biological process: cilium organization. The transcript has 4 exons. Gene Ontology annotation, cellular component: ciliary basal body. The coding region runs from base 108 to 2117 and encodes 669 amino acids.
GAUUUUUAUGGAAAAUUUUCAGUGUGUUUAAAAAAUACAAAAAAAAAGUAGUUGAACUAAAUUAUUAUAAUACAAAAAUUAUUGAAUAUUAACUGGCAAUUUCAUUGAUGGCUUAUCAUUUUAGUGCAAAUCAGUUUGAUUCAGUCUAUAAACCCAAAGGUUUAAAUAAUUGGGAAUUACCCAAAUGGUAUCCGCCCAGGCCACGACAACGCAAAGGUUCCACUAAAGUAAUAGCCAAUGAUAGAGGUCACUUACUGGAUUGUGCAAAAAAAACCGAUCAAAAUCCUUGGGGAAAUUUUCGCAACACUUACCAAUUGCCCGAUAAAAUAAAUAAAAAUUUUGUGGAUAAAUAUAAUAAAUGUUUACUCAAGAAAGAUAAAUAUUCAAGUUUUCCACAAAACACAAGUACCUGUGAUAUUGAUAACAAUGAUGAUGACUUGGGCAUUUCUGGCAAAGGUUUGUCAUAUCCCACAAAAUGCGAAACAACCGAACAAAUUUUAAAUUUUGAUCCAAAUCGUAAUAAAGGCUUGAAUUCAUAUGACAAGAAAGAUUCUUUAGAUUUGGAGUACACACCUGGAGAUUUUACACAAUUUAAAAAUCAACAUCCCACACGAGAUUUCCUAUUGGAGGAUAAAUAUAAACGAGAUCGUAAUAUAGAACCAGAUUUGAUAUUGAAUAAAAACUAUUUAGGUGAUCAUGAGUGUAAACUGGGAGAAUGCGAACCACCACCUAUAAAACUAACACCUUUACUGCCACCUACUUCUUCAGCCUUGAUGACAUCAGAUUUAUCACCUAAGUUAAGAGAUUUAGAUUUAUCCGAUAAAUACAAUAUCGAUACACACGAGGAUUACUUAGGCAACAAGGAAACAACUAAAAUGUUUGGUUCUCAUUCGAUUACCGAGAAGCCAAAUGAGCGUUGUCCUUCGCCUGUGGUGCCAGCAUAUGCCAACUUUGAGUUGGCCAAACGUAUGCACUCAAAUAAUCUAGAUCAUCAACCUUUGCCGGACUGUGUGGCUGAUUUGGCAUUUCGUCGGCUACAAAUUACUGGUGCUAAUCCCGGUUUGGCUUUGGACAUAGAACCCAUCGCUACUGGCGUGGGGGUGAAGACUCAUAAUGCUGGCCCCACACAUUGUACUAAAAUGAAAGUUUAUCGCCCCAAAACGAGUGGAGUAGUGCCCAGAGCUUAUAAUGGCAAUAACACUAGAUCUUACUCUGCCACACCCGGAGAUAAGAAAAUGGGUGCUAUGGAUUUGGCCAUAUGCUGGGAUUAUAAACCUCCCUAUGAGCCAGCCAGACCUAAGCACAUAGAUGGCUCAAAUGACUCUGCUGGGCCAGCAGUGUUUACUUAUGUUAAAACUCCUCGUGAUGAUGCUAUAUCCAAUACUGGACGUUCUGCCGGGGUCUUUACUAAUACACUGGGAGAAACUGGCUUCUUUGACAAGGACAUAUUAAGACGUAAGACUGAUUUUGCGGGUAGAAAAAUAGCUACCGAUGAUUUUUCGGCAGAUAUUGAUGUUUGUCCUACAUUUCCACGAGCUCACAGUGUCUCCAGGGACAGCAGUGCCUGUCAUAGAUUGCCGAAAACUCGUUUUUCUAAACAAUACAAAUCAACGCCAGAUAUGAUGGCCGAUCAUGAAUACAAAGCAUUAAGAGAGAAAUACUUGGGAGCAGAUUGUGCAUAUCCAAACUCGUCAGUGGAAACUGGCUGCAAAAGAUCGGGUUUCUUAAGAAAAGCUCGUUCGCGAAUGUGUCAUAAAAUAGCGCCUGAAACAAAUUGCUUUUCGCGUACCUGUUCUCCCAACAGAAUGGCCUGUAAGACAGCAUUUCGUGCAGGAGUGCCCAGAUAUAAUGCCGCCGGUAAUUUUAUUAGUUCAGACAGUGGUUGUAGCAUGGGCAGUACUCAUUCGCAAAGAGUUUUAGUGGUACCAAGGCCCCGUAACCCCUACUCAAAACGAAACUAUGACAUUGAUACACUAGUGCCACCAUUUCGAAGUCACGCUGGAGGUGCAGGAGAAGGUGGUUAUCCCGAACAUUGGCGUUUAGCUAGCGUCUACCAGCAUGCUUAUAAGCCUAUGGAAUGCCGUAGGAAAACUUUGUUACAAACAGUUUACAAAUAAAACAACUACGUUUAAGAAAAAGUGCAAAUAUAAUUUUUAAUAAUUAAAAUACAUAUGUAUGUAUAUUAAAUUUAGCAUAUUUGUAAACU